CAGAGGUUUAUAGCAGCAUAUGAACGAGUGAUUGAACCAAUGACUGACAGAAGUAUGUGGCCAAAGGUUGACCUUGGCUAUGUCUUAGGGGCACCUCUUGGGAAAAGGGGAGUUGGCAGACAGAGAAAGAAUAGGAUCAAAAGCUUCCUAGAGGGAGGUAGCAGGAAAGGGAAAGUAGGAAAGGAUAAUGAGAAUGAGAAAGAAAAAGAGAAAGACAUAGAAAAGGGAAAGGAGAAGAUAAUGAUUAGAGGCCCAGUGACAUGCCGUAGAAGUGGAAAUAAGGGCCAUCGGCAGGCUAGCUACAAAUGCCCACUGAAUGGCACAAAAAAGAAGCCAAGGAAGCCAAGGAAAAAUAAAACAAAGCAGCUGAGAACUGAUUCUACACCUAUGAAGUCUAACAUCACAAAGGGUCCACUACUGGAAGACAGCCCUGGGAUGCUCACAAGAAGGCGUCUAGCGAUGCUUAGGGGAGAAGGCACUUCCAAUCAGAGCACUGCAGCAGCUCCUGCUACUCCAAGCACGCCAACAGCUUCAGUUAAGACUGCUAGCAAGACUGCAGUGAAAAAGAUUACUCCAAAGAAGAGGAAAAGGAAUCUGGAAGACUGCUACUAAAACCCUCUCUUUUGUACCAUGAAAGUGCUCUAUUUUGUUGAGCCAUCUAAACUGUGUGAUGACUCCUCUAUUUUGUUCAGCCAUCUAAACUUUGUGAUGACUGCUAUCUUGAAUUAUGAUUUGUAUGCUAAAUAGUUGCCGUCUGAACCUUGCAACUCAUUAUGAAUGAAUGAAUCAAUGGACCAUGAUGCUGUUGGGUGUAAAA
Messenger RNA from Panicum virgatum (switchgrass), 817 nucleotides. RefSeq lists its product as uncharacterized. The transcript has 2 exons. The record is from RefSeq and is a predicted model, not a curated record. NCBI's taxonomy places the organism in Eukaryota, Viridiplantae, Streptophyta, Magnoliopsida, Poales, Poaceae. Bases 40 to 612 code for a protein of 190 amino acids.